Messenger RNA from Rhinichthys klamathensis goyatoka, 2782 nucleotides. Its product is annotated as leucine-rich repeat transmembrane neuronal protein 4. Bases 707 to 2473 code for a protein of 588 amino acids. The record is from RefSeq and is a predicted model, not a curated record. The transcript has 3 exons. Gene Ontology annotation, molecular function: protein binding. NCBI's taxonomy places the organism in Eukaryota, Metazoa, Chordata, Actinopteri, Cypriniformes, Leuciscidae. Gene Ontology annotation, cellular component: plasma membrane.
UCCGAUGCAUAGCACUUGCAAAAGAAGGUUAAGCAAUGACUGCACCAGUGUUGAGAGCAACCACACUCACACACUCCUCUUAAAAACCUGCUUCUGUAUUUGACAGAUGUUCGGAGAAAGAAUGGCGAACUGAAUGUGGCUUACAGGACGAUCUCUGAGCUCCCGUAAGAUCAGCAGAUAUCAGGAAUACAUCACUCAUCCUGCGCACAGCUUCUUAAUUUUUUUUUUUUUUUUUUUACAGGACAUAAGAAAUAUGUUUGCAUCCCUCGCUAGGUUUUCUUCCUAGCUGUGCACCUUACCGAACAUCCGAUGGUGCGCUUUUGCGCAAAUCUCUCCAAACUUUCCAAUCAAGUGGAGGAUAUUGUAAUGUGAAGGAUAUCGCUGAUACGCAUACGCACGCUCUGGGAAUGAUCUUUUUGGACGUUCUCGUAUAAGUAAACCUCAAUGUUUGUCCCUUACGCUGGGAAGAGCUCUUAGAAUUUCUCCGUUGUUCACUUGGACAUGUUGCGCAGCGGCGCAACUGCGGGAUUGAAAUAACGCUGCUGUUGCUGGAGUUUUCCGAACCUCGCCAACAUCUCGGGCACCGCAGCUUUGGGCAGGUGCUUCUUUCUGAGUGUGUUUGAAGACGGUGCCAUGCGGAGUCUGGAAUCGCACAUCGAAGGGCUGUAAAACCUGCAAAAAAAAACCCCGCGACAUUUACGCAGAGAUGGGAUCCCUGGUCAGAUCCCGCUGGCUGAUGAUCCCCCUGCUCGUGCAGGCCUGGCUAUUGGCUUCCCAAGGCAGAGUCCGAGAGAAACCAUGUCCCCGAAGCUGCCGCUGCGAUGGCAAAAUAGUGUAUUGCGAGUCAAAUGCCUUCCGUGAUGUGCCAAAGAAUGUUUCCGUGGGAUGCCAGGGCCUCUCUCUGCGUUACAACAGCUUGGUGAACCUCAGGGCUGGUCAGUUUUCCAGCCUCAGCCAGUUGGUCUGGCUGUACCUAGACCACAACUACAUCAAUGCAGUGGACAAACAAGCCUUUCAGGGUGUUCGAAGACUGAAGGAGUUGAUUCUCAGCUCCAACAAGAUCACACAUUUGGAAAACAACACGUUCCAUUCGAUCCCCAAUUUACGCAAUCUGGACCUCUCUUACAAUAAACUCCAAGUCCUGCAGCCGAAUCAGUUCCAAGGCUUGCGCAAACUUUUGAGUCUCCACGUCAGAUCGAAUUCCCUAAAGACGGUUCCCAUGCGAGUGUUUCAGGAUUGUCGAAACCUAGAGUUCCUUGAUUUGGGCUACAAUAGACUGCGAAGUCUCACCCGUAAUGCAUUUGCGGGACUUCUCAAGCUGACUGAGUUACACUUGGAGCACAACCAAUUCUCAAAGAUCAAUUUUUCUCAUUUCCCAAGGCUGAACAACCUCCGUGCUUUGUAUCUGCAGUGGAAUCGGAUAAAGUCAAUAACCCAGGGAAUUACAUGGACAUGGACCUCUUUGCAAAAGCUGGAUCUCUCUGGGAAUGACCUGCAAGUGUUGGAUUCAAGCAUCUUCCAGUGUCUCCCUAACUUGCAGACUCUUAAUCUGGACUCCAAUAAGCUAAGCAACGUGUCUCAAGAGGCCAUAUCAGCUUGGAUUUCUCUUACUACCAUCAGCCUUGCAGGAAACAUUUGGGAAUGCAGCCCCAGCUUAUGCCCCCUUGUAGGCUGGCUAAGAAACUUCAAGGGGAACAAGGAGACCACAAUGAUUUGUGCUGGACCAAAGGAGGUUCAGGGUGAGAAAGUCAUCGAGGCUGUUGACACACAUGGCAUCUGUAAGACAACCCCCACCACUUACCUACCGAUCUCCUCCACUGUAAGCUCCCCAUCCAAACCUGGACGUUUCCCCCUGCCCACCAUGUUCAGGGUGAAUGAGAAAAUAACUCGCAAAAACCCUGUUGCGCCUUCCCCGACAGCUGCUUCCCCACCCAUCCCUGAGCAGGACUUUGAGCAUGUUUCCUUCCACAAGAUAAUAGCCGGCAGUGUUGCCCUCUUUUUAUCCGUGGCCAUGAUCUUGCUAGUGAUCUACGUCUCCUGGAAGCGUUAUCCCAGCAGCAUGAAGCAACUGCAGCAGCAUUCCAUGGUGAGAAAACGCCGGAAAAAGGCACGGGAGACAGAGCGCACCCUCAGCUCCCCACUUCAGGAAUAUUAUGUGGACUACAAACCCACAAACUCUGAGACCAUGGACGUACUGGUCAAUGGGACAGGACCCUGUACCUACACCAUCUCCGGCUCCCGAGAAUGUGAGGCCCCUCAACAGAUGGGCACAUUGGCGUUCUACAGGUAUGAGCAGCCCAUCGUGGACUACUGCCAGGCUCACCAGCCCCUGCACAUGAACAGGGGAUUUGAGCCCCCGCCCCAGGCCCUGGAGGGGCUGGGGGCACGAGAACGCUGCGCCGUCCCGUCCGCCGGCCUCCUUCCUUCCGUGCCUGCAGCCCCUCAGUCAGACAUCCGCACCCUCCCGCAGUGAGCCGGAGAUGGACUCGUCCCUGUCGCCUGGAUGUCCCCGGAGGGCCUACGCUCUACCCUCAACAUGAACCCACCACGAGACUGAUGUAGAGAUAUAUGGGCCAGUGUGAUGGACUACAGACUCUCAGGAGAGGACAGGAUCGACUCUGUCUUUGUCGCGAAGUGGGUUAAAACACACUCUGGUUUGUCAUUCGCAAGGAUCAUCAUUGUACUGUACGAUCGAUGUGUUUGGAACAAUCUAACAGGAUGUUUUUUUUAGGGGGGUGGGCGAGCAUUUUAUCCUGAUGCUUUUUGUGAGCUCUGCCCUCUA